Aphanomyces astaci is the source of this 1338-nucleotide messenger RNA. RefSeq lists its product as hypothetical. NCBI's taxonomy places the organism in Eukaryota, Oomycota, Saprolegniomycetes, Saprolegniales, Verrucalvaceae. The record is from RefSeq and is a predicted model, not a curated record. The transcript has 4 exons. Bases 1 to 1338 code for a protein of 445 amino acids.
AUGCUUGUCGUCCCCCACCACCUUACACAUCAGGACGGCCGACCCGACACAUUCAGCUACCGCAUCGGCCGACGUACCAGUCUCCAAACUCGACAUACUCCCGCCGGCCCAGAAAUCGCAGUCACCUUCUGGCAUGAGCUCCGAAGGGGAACGGACAUUUGGUACUCACCCACACCACGGGAAGCCCGUAGUCGACUCCGCCUAGUCCCCAUCGCAGGGUGCGCGAUUCUCACUGGCGACCUCCUCCGCACCAGCAGCACCCAACGCCACAAGUUCAUCCCAUGGACAGACACGACGUGGACAAUUCCGGGCACGCACCACACACACCGCGGCAACAACAACCGCGCCCUUAUUGCCUCUACCGCUAUGCACAGAACAGACCAGGCCCAGCUCCCACCCGCACACCACACUCCCCCACACGCCACACCUGCCUGUUCUGCCUGCCACCGAAUCGCGGACACUACUGUCUGUAUGGACUGUGGGCAAUGGCACCAUCCUGCCUGCAUGCCAUAUUGCCAGGUGGUCCUUACGCCACUCCACCCCUACGUACGGCCUCCACACCCUCCCCCUUCGUGCCGCACAGACGGCACUACCCUUACUGGGUAUAUUCGGAUACACCCAGACCACAUCACCCCCCACACGCUGCGAAGUCCACAGCCUCCUGGAAGGUCCCUCAAACACCGUGGGGGCCAUCCCCGCUACAGCAAUAUUUACCGAGUGGAACUCCGCUCGCUCAUGGCCCUACUCAACCCAGUGGGCACGUUUACUGGCGACUGGAUCCGCGCCCAUCAAGACAGCACAAGCAUUACGGACCCAGUCCUACGUGCUAAACAAGCCCUGCUUGCGGAAGCCGACUCGCUGGCCACACUAGCACACCAAUUACUCCCACACACCGACUAUGCCCACCACAUCAUUCCCGACUCCUGGGAACUCCGAGACCACCAGGACCUACCUGUCACAGGUGCAACUGCCCCCUGGCUUGGCGCCAUCUACAGUCGGCAUGACUGGCACGCAGCACAGUCCAGUAAACCGGACGCCCGACGCGCCAUCCAGCCCCUCCGCCUCAACACCGGAGACUUAUGCAAAUGGGACCUCCCCGCCCUCUUCUUCUACUGGCGGGCUAUCUGCUACACCCUCCACACUAACGUACGCAACACCGCAUUCAACCACGGUGGGACCCCCACUGCCGAACACCGCUUUGGACUCACGCAACGACUUCACUCACGCAAGAUCUCAUCCUCGCCACACAAGCCGUCAUACUCACAGCAUGGCUCCCAGACCAAGAUAUCUACCUCCCUGGCCACUGCACUGCUAGCGCGAGUACCUUCACUGGCUUGA